AUGGCGCAGAACAUUACAGAGCAUGUGCAGAACAUUACGAAGCUCCCAGCGAAGUUUCUACACGAAUUCUUGGAUCGCGAGUUGCCCAAUAUCACGCUCUGCCCCGCGGUAGCUCCAGGCCAGACUACCCUUACAGAGGCUUGGCUUGCUUUUGCGGACAAUGUCAACAGCACUAUGAGCACAAAGUUUCCUUCAUGCGAUUUCAAGGUUCUCUCUUUCGGCACCUUCCACGAGGAGUCAUUCGCUAAAUCUUUCAAGAUUCCUGUCUUGGAGUGGAACAUAUCCCUCUCAUUCACCAUCCCUGCUGGGGAGCUCUGGCAACUUGCCAAGGAUCAGCUCACGGCGGACUCCCUGACCACAUCCCUAGUUGCAGUCACUGUCAAGAGCUGCGACGGUGUGACAUUGGACCCUGGCAGCCAGACUGCCAAAGAUAUCGCCAAGGAGUUGCAAGCCAUUGGGGCUAACGCCCCAAGCGAACUGUCGGCUCGUGUGAACUGCCAGACCCUGCUGCUGGACGCAAUCCAAGAGGGCAUCAGAGAAACCAUGGACCUCUCGUCCCUGACACUGCCAGUUGCGCUAUUCGUUCUCUCCCUCAUGGUGAGGAAUGUCCGGCUCGUGUUGUGCACCAUCAUCAAUUUAUCCGUAUGUUUGGCAAGUGCUUUAUUCUGUAUGUUUCCCAUCGCGCAGCAUGUGACUGUGAGUACGACUGCGCCCUCUUUGAUGGUGGCUACAGCCCUGGCCAUGUCGAUUGAUUAUUCACUAUUUUUGUUGACGCGCUUCCAAGGUGAAGUCAUAUCAGGCCGCUCCGUGGAUGUUGCCGUCACGAUUAUGCUAGCAACCUCGGGGAAAAUCGUGCUUGUGUCUGGGUUGACGCUCAUGCUCUGUUUCAUCAUGAUGUUAUGUUUACCGGUAGCAUUGAUUUCUUCGAUGGGCAUCAGCGCUUCGGUCACAGUCUUCAUGGCUGUGGCCGCAGCUCUCACGCUGACGCCGGUGCUCCUGCUGUCCUUCCCCCGCUUCUUCGGCGCGACGCGGCGCUACGGCCUCUCUGGCGAGGGCUGCUGCUGCGCCUGCCGCCGCCGCCGCGCUGGCGCGGGGGCCGACGGCACCGGGCCUGGCACGGGCGCCGGUGGCGCCGGCGCGGAAGCCGCGGCGGGGGCCGAGGCCGCGCGAGCGAAGGCCGAGGCCCCGCAGCCUGGGGGCGCUGCCGCCGAAGGGCUCAGCGCGUGCUGGCUCAGCUUCGGGGGCCGGGUGCAGAGGUUCUCGGCUUCCCGCGUUCCCGCCGUUGGCGGUCGCUCUACCGGUGGCACUCACCACCUCCCAGAGUUCAAGUAUUCCUACGGGCUGGUGCCGUUGAUGCCCACCCACGCGGACGCCACCGUCACGCUGAGGGACCUGCAGGACACCUUCGGCGUGGGCGCCGUCUUCCCCACGGGGCUGCUGCUCGUGCCCUCGCCCGGGGCGGCGGCGGCCGACCUCAAGGGCUGGCUGACGGAGGCUUGCCAGGCGCUCCAGGACAUCGCCGUGGACACGGGCUCGGCGGAAGGUGCUCCGCCCUUCACGGCUUCCGCCUUCACUGGGGCCAUGAUUCUUGAUGGCAAGUGCAGCACGUUGCCGCAGGCUUUGGGUCUCGGCCAGUGGAGCCACGUCGGCGGAGAGUACAGUGCAACGCAGGUGCAGAUCUCGUAUCAGGUUGACACGUUCUCGUUGGAAGGACAAGCUUGGGUAGUGCGCCUGCGCGAGGCGAUCCAGAAGCAUGCGGACGUCGGGACCUGGCACGUCACCGGGGAAGGCCCGGCUCAGAUGGACGUGGCAGACAAGACGUUCGAGAAGUUUCCGCUGAUGAUUGUCCUCAUUAUGUGCGUGACGUUUGCCCUCUUGGGGUUGUCCUUCAGAUCGUUGGUGGCGCCGCUUCGUGGCGUGCUUUGCUUGCUGUGGAUGCUCGUCAUAGCGUUCGGCGUCGCCAUCUUCACGUUUCAAAACGGUUGCUUUGAUUUUCUCGGCAUCCAGCAGAUUGGCGGACGCCAGGCGGGUGCCAUGAACUGGCUGUCUCCAUGCAUUUCGUUUUCCGUGCUGGUCGGGCUUGGCUUGGAUUACGACAUCUUCUAUUCCGAGAGGGUGGUCGAGGAGUGUGAGCACGGCUACUGUGAAGGAGAAGCGGCGGUGCGCGCGCUGGCGGCCACGGCCAACACUAUCAGCGCCGCCGGGCUGAUCAUGGUCAUCGCCUUCGCGUCCCUUCUGUUCAGCUCCACGCCCACGCUGAACGAGAUCGCGUUCCUGCUGGUUAUCGGCAUCCUCGUCGACUGCUUCGUCACCACGAAGAUCAUCAUCCCAGCCGUGAUGGGCCUCCUCAGGCGCCUCAAUUUCUGGCCGCGGCGCUUCGCGCCGCUGGGCAGUCCGCACGGUGCCGGCCUGCUCGAGGGCGCGGGCGCGGACCGCAUCUGA
Molecule: messenger RNA, 2442 nt
Organism: Prorocentrum cordatum
Lineage: Eukaryota; Dinophyceae; Prorocentrales; Prorocentraceae
Source: the annotation of a GenBank genome assembly